CAGCAGCAGCAGCAGCAGCAGCAGCAGCAGCAGCAGCAGCAGCAGCAGCAGCAGCAGCAGCAGCAGCAGCAGCAGCAGCAGCAGCAGCAGCAGCAGCAGCAGCAGCAGCAGCAGCAGCAGCAGCAGCAGCAGCAGCAGCAGCAGCAGCAGCAGCAGCAGCAGCAGCAGCAGCAGCAGCAGCAGCAGCAGCAGCAGCAGCAGCAGCAGCAGCAGCAGCAGCAGCAGCAGCAGCAGCAGCAGCAGCAGCAGCAGCAGCAGCAGCAGCAGCAGCAGCAGCAGCAGCAGCAGCAGCAGCAGCAGCAGCAGCAGCAGCAGCAGCAGCAGCAGCAGCAGCAGCAGCAGCAGCAGCAGCAGCAGCAGCAGCAGCAGCAGCAGCAGCAGCAGCAGCGCGCCGUGCGGGGCGCGCACCGCAGAGCACUCCAGUUCAAGUGGAAGAGGUCACCGCGGACAAUCCCGAUGAUGCGCGCCGAGCGAACCCAGGGGGAGUCUUGGCGGCGCCUCGCGGAGUGA
Molecule: messenger RNA, 510 nt
Organism: Lethenteron reissneri (Far Eastern brook lamprey)
Lineage: Eukaryota; Metazoa; Chordata; Hyperoartia; Petromyzontiformes; Petromyzontidae
Product: UPF0746 protein DDB_G0281095-like
Source: RefSeq, a predicted model, not a curated record